AUGGCUACCACCAACUCCAGCAGCUUGGGUAAAACCUCUGCUAGAACGGCAAUAAUUCUCUACGGUUCGGAGACUGGAAAUUCCCGGGAUGUUGCGGAUGAACUUGGGCGCCUUGCAGAAAGGCUGCGCUUCACAGCGCGUGUCUGCGAACUCAAUGCCAUUAAAGCGGAGUCUCUUCAUGACUACGAUAUAGCGAUAUUCGUUGUCUCGACUACGGGACAGGGCGAUUUCCCAGCCAACGCUCAAGUUUUCUGGAAGUCGUUGCUGUUGAAGCGGCUUCCGCCAACAUUCCUUCAUGGCGUAAAUUUUGCUCUAUUUGGAUUGGGAGAUAGCUCGUACCCAAAGUUCAACUGGGCUUCGCGAAAGCUCUACAAGAGAUUGCUACAGCUUGGCGCAAACGAAUUGUACCCUUGCGGCGAAGCGGAUGAGCAGCACCCAGAGGGCUUCGACGGAACAUUUAUUCCGUGGUCAUUGGACUUGCGGAAGCAUCUGUUGGAUAAAUACCCCCUUGCUCCUGGUCAACAUCCCAUUCCGGAUGGUGUCCGUUUACCACCAAAAUGGGUGCUUGCACACCGAGACUCAAGUAAACCGGAAGUCACCACUUCAUAUCCUGAUAUGGCGAUAUCAGAUUUGCAAUCUGGAAGGCAGUUGAGAGACGCCAGCGUCCCUCCCUACUUCACUCACGACUUGCGGCCCAUUCCGAAUACUGUAUCUGCCACACUUACAGUAAACAAUCGAGUCACACCAGAAACCCACUGGCAAGAUGUUCGUCAUUUAAUUUUAACAACUCCGGGGUCUAUUCCAUAUGUGCCGGGAGAUAUUUUACAAAUAACGCCGAGGAAUUUCGUUUCUGACGUAGAUUCGCUGAUAUCUAUCAUGGGUUGGCAGAAGCAAGCCGACACACCUCUAUGCUUCGUCCCAAAUGCUGAAUACGUUUGGCACACCAACAUGUCCACCCCCGAAAUCCCGUUCCUGCUGAGAUCACCUGGAUUUACCCUCCGAACAUUACUGACCGAUUACCUAGACAUCAUGGCGAUACCACGACGCUCCUUUUUCUCCAACAUAUCCCAUUUUACAAGCGACAUUACCCAUAGAGAGCGACUGCAGGAAUUUACAAACCCAAAAUACAUAGAUGAAUUUUACGACUAUACCUCGCGGCCCCGCCGCUCAAUCCUUGAAGUACUCCACGAGUUUAACUCCGUGAAAAUCCCUUGGCAACAAGUUUGUGCCGUAUUCCCCGUCCUUCGUGGCCGACAAUUCAGCCUGGCGAGCGGUGGCAAGUUGAAAAAAGUCGAAGUUUUACCCGGCAGCAACAGCACAACUGUGAGUACGCGUUUUGACAUCCUUGUCGCUGUCGUCAAAUACCAAACUGUUAUCAAAAAGACGCGUGAGGGGGUAUGUACACGCUAUCUCGCAGCACUCCAGCCAGGGAGCUCCCUAAAAGUCCACGUACAAGAGGGCGGACUCAACUCUUCGAUGAGACAACUUCUAGAACCGACUGUAUUAAUCGGUCCGGGCACAGGGGUGGCACCAUUGCGUUCAAUGCUCUGGGAAAAAGCCGCCAUGGCAACUGCGUUUCGGCAGAGGCAUGGUGCAGACGUUCCCGUGCCUUUAGGCCCCAUUAUCUUACUAUUUGGUGGGCGAAAUCGGAAAGCAGAUUUCUUCUUUGAGGAUGAAUGGGAGGAGUUGAAGAAGGUUCUUGACCUUACGGUAAUCACGGCGUUUUCGAGAGACCAGGGGGAGAAGAUAUACGUGCAAGACCGCGUUAGGGAGCAUGCUAAGUUGUUCUUUAGCAUAUUACAUGAUUUGGGUGGCACGGUAUAUAUUUGUGGAUCAUCGGGAAAGAUGCCACAAGCAGUUAGAGAGGCACUUAUUGAAGUUUUUCAAAUGUUUGGGAGGAGUGAAUCUGAGGAGGCGCCGUAUAGUCGAGAAAUGGCAGAGAAGUAUCUGAUGAAUAUGGAGAAGGUAAGAAAGUAUAAGCAGGAGACAUGGUGA
Paracoccidioides lutzii Pb01 is the source of this 1995-nucleotide messenger RNA. Its product is annotated as electron transfer flavoprotein beta-subunit. Gene Ontology annotation, molecular function: FMN binding; flavin adenine dinucleotide binding; NADPH-hemoprotein reductase activity. The transcript has 4 exons. Gene Ontology annotation, cellular component: cytosol. The record is from RefSeq and is a predicted model, not a curated record. The coding region runs from base 1 to 1995 and encodes 664 amino acids.